Echinostoma caproni is the source of this 3243-nucleotide messenger RNA. Lineage: Eukaryota; Metazoa; Platyhelminthes; Trematoda; Plagiorchiida; Echinostomatidae. The record is from the annotation of a GenBank genome assembly.
AUGGCGAUUACGCUGGAUAUGACGUGUCAAAUCUCUCGGGUCCUCACCACGUUAUGGAUUAUUUUUUCCUUUGAUCACCUGGCUCUCAAGAUCAUCGCCUCGACCACAUUCGUAUCUGACAAGUCGUUGGCUCCGAUCGGGCAACGUCGCUGUAUGAAACCGGUGCCCAUAUUGAUUCCUGAGUGCCAGAACACAUUUUACAAUUUCACUGGCAUGCCCAAUCUGGUUGAACAGGAGACCCAGUUCGAUGCAAGACAUCAGUUACAAACUUUUAAACCGCUCAUCACUUAUAAGUGCUCAAGUAAGCUCAAUUUUUUCCUCUGUUCUGUCUACACACCGAUGUGUGAUGUGAACACAAGGCAUCUGAUUGGCCCCUGUCGGCCGUUGUGCGAACACGUGAGGGCCAGAUGUGCUCCUGUGCUGCGGGUAUUCGAUUUUGACUGGCCUGCUAAUUUAAAUUGUUCCCGAUUCCCGGUGAAAAACAGUGUGGACGGAGCUAUGUGUAUGGAAGGUCCACCGGAUGCUGAAGAGGAGACUGUGUUGCUCACCCCGCAAACUGCGGAUCCCGAAACUAUUCACAACCAUUCUGUGGACAAUCCGGGCGUUGUGAAUGAGGAAGACAAUAAAGAGGGAGAUAAAGCUAGUGAACUCAGUUUGCUACAAGAAAAUUUCGGUGAUCAAUCUGUGGAUGGAGAAACGGAUCCUGUGAAUCAAUGGAUUCUCAAAUUCGCCAAACUUCAGCUGGCCAAAGAACAAGAGGCCAAAGCGUCUCAAGCAAAAUCGAUCAAUCUAGACGGCCCGUCGUCCAUCUCGUUGCUCGCCCAGUCUCUAAGACACUGUUCGCAUUUGAAGAAACCAACGUACUACGUCUAUGUGAAUCGUACGGGACGUUGUGCUCCACUUUGCCAAUCCGACAUUCUGUUUACCCCAGAUGCGAAAUCUCUGGUGUUCAUUUGGACUGGUAUUUUGACGGCCAUAUGUUCUGUAAUUACCACUUUCACUCUGAUUGGGUACGCAUUGGAUACCAGUGUAUUUCGUACUUCCGAACGUCCAAUAAUUUAUAUCACACUUUGUCAAUUACUGUAUGCGUUAGGCUAUGCGCUCAGUCUUGGUCUGGGUCGCGAAACAGUAACUUGUGGACCGGACCUGGACUCCGGACGAGUGAUUCGCCUGCAGGAGGGUUUGGAUAAUUCAGUUUGUGCGCUUGUUUUUAUGACGCAAUACUUCUUCCUGAUAGCCAGUUCUAUCUGGUGGGCCUUGACAACAAUUCACUGGGCCCUAGAAUACAGUCCCUGUUGGAUGACUAGUCUCUGUUGGGACCCAGGCGAAUUCAGCUCGACUCGAAGUCGUUCCAGUGGUGCACCGGAUUCCACAUCUGAUGUGUGGGGUGAUGCGACAGAACCGAAAUCUCUGUUUAUGGGACCUCGUUCCGGCCAUGUUCGUCACCCCUUGGAGCCUGAAUCUGGCUGGAUAAAAGAUAGCACUUUGCAGCAAUCGGUUGGAGGAGAAACUGGACCCGGUAAACCGGGGACAGAUACCGACCCCGCCGGAUCCAUUCCACCGGUUCCCGUCAAAUUGUGCCCACUUAGACCCGGUGAGACAGCAUCUUAUUGUCUGCAGAAUGGCAAGGUUGUGCCCACACAUCAACUGUUCGGCUGGACUCCAUCCCAUCAGACAGCUUUGGCAGCGCAUCGGUAUUCCACUCGCCCGUCAGAAGAUCGAUUUGCUGCCUGCCUAGCACGAGAACACGUGAUUGUUUGGCUAACCUCUGGUCUACUGACCGUGGGUGUACUUGUGAGCAGACAAGUGGACGCGGAUGAGCUGAUUCCGGUCUGUGGUGUUGGACGUCAGCAUACGAAGGCAAUGGGUGCAUUUGUGAUCGGUCCCCAGCUGACUUUAACUAUAGUCGGAUUACUCACGCUGAUAAUCGGUGGUAUAUUGGCAUUGGUUCGACGAAAGCGCGUUUUGCGUCGCGCCCAGGAACGUCGUCGAAGCAAUCGGGGAGCAGAAAUACACACAUCGGAUAGCAGCCGUCUUUUACGUAAUAGCCCAGUGGGUCAUGCAAAUGAAUUUACCACGAAAUCUCGGAAUUCCCGUACACAGUACAGCGCUAGUGUUCAAGAACCUAGCCGCCGUCAGUCAUCCAUGCCACCGGAGUCAUUUUACGGCCCGGCUCGCGUGCCCUAUGCAAUUCCCUAUGUUCAUAGUAGCUCCUACGCAUCAAACGGUUGGCUUCGAAUGGGGCUGUUCUGUUUCUUGUAUCUUCUUCCAGUGACUUGUGUGACUGCUUGCGAUUUGUACGAGUAUUUGUCACGCGACAAAUGGCUUCGCGAUAGUGCGUACAAAAGCCCCAAUCCAGAUCCAACUGGACAACCGUCGCCAUCAAUUCCGUUUCCUCCAAAAUUAUGGAAACCAGAAGAAGUAGUCGGCCCGAGUCCGGAAUUGUUUAUGCUUCGUAUUUUUAUGUCUCUUGUAACUGGAUUCACAUCCGCCUUAUGGAUAUGGUCCGUCAAAGGAUGCAGACCAUGGGAUCGGGUUUGUCGACCACGUCGCGGAGUGUGUCCUGCCCGGUGGUGUUUACAUCGUUGGUGGGCCAAAAAGUCCACUGCAUCUUAUUCAGACGUAGUCGGUUCUUCAUGGUUCAAGCCUGCAACGGUUAACCAGUCCGAUAAGUGCACGUUUGCUCAGGAGCGCACGUUUGGAGUAAUGGGAAGCAAUCAUGCCCCUUGUGGAAAACCAGCCGGACCCUGUAUACCCGGUAUCGUUUAUACAUCUCAUCCCUACGCAGUGUAUCAGUACCAUGCCCCAGACGCAGGAACUGGUCGAUCAAACAGCCAAGAAAAUCCCAACGACGAUACGGGUACUCGUUUACCUGCGACUGGUUGUCCGACUUCAGCUAACAACGCUGCCACAGCCACUUCUGCUGCCUGGAAUCCCAAUCUGCCAGUGGUGAUCGAUCCAGGUAAUCAGACAAUGUGCGCUACUCAAGGUCCGGAAACACAGCAUUCGAAUGCCACAACACCAGGUUACUACAGCCAAGCAAAAGUUGGCUCAGCCAUCGAACCAAAUCUUUCAGACACGUUCAGCGAGGAAUCUCCUAUUCCACCUCCGUUGCCUGCCUCAAGUCGACCGCAGUUACCAGCUCGCGGAGAUCCGUGCAUCGGGGCUGCAACUCCACAUGUUACAUCCUUAACCACAUCUGCACCAGCUCCGAGCGUAAUGACUCAGCGGUUCAGCUCGUGA